Molecule: messenger RNA, 2266 nt
Organism: Haliotis rubra (blacklip abalone)
Lineage: Eukaryota; Metazoa; Mollusca; Gastropoda; Lepetellida; Haliotidae
Product: peroxiredoxin-like
Biological process (GO): hydrogen peroxide catabolic process; response to oxidative stress; cellular response to stress
Cellular component (GO): mitochondrion; cytosol
Molecular function (GO): thioredoxin peroxidase activity
Source: RefSeq, a predicted model, not a curated record
CAGUUCAAGGUCGCGGUCGUCAGCUGGCUGUUUCUUGUUUCAACACACAACAAGCAUGGCGAGAAAUCUUCUAAGUUUUGGGGUGCGAUCAUUCUUGCAACAGGCGAACUCGACACUUACAAAAUGUCAGGUUCACAGACUAAAAGUGAAUUGUGCAAGGUCAUUCAGUUCAGCACCAAAGCUGUUGAGUCCAAGAGUGCAACACCCUGCUCCUGAUUUCCAAGGAACAGCUGUUGUUGAUGGACAGUUCAAGGAGAUAAAACUCAAUGAUUUCAAGGGGAAGUACCUUGUCCUGUUCUUCUACCCUCUUGACUUCACCUUUGUAUGUCCGACAGAAAUCAUUGCAUUCAGUGAUGCCAUGGAUCGUUUUAAGCCAGUUGAACACGGAGGUGAGGGGGUAUCAACAGAUUCACAUUUCAGUCACCUGGCCUGGAUCAACACCCCCAGGAAGCAAGGGGGUCUUGGAGGGCUGAAGUACCCACUCCUGGCUGACUUCAACAAGUCUGUUUCCAGAGACUACGGUGUGCUUGUUGAGGACAUGGGGCUUGCACUUAGGGGGCUGUUUAUCAUUGACCCAAGUGGUGUCGUCCGACAGAUGACCAUCAAUGAUCUGCCAGUUGGACGUUCUGUGGAGGAGACAGUGAGACUGAUCCAGGCUUUCCAGUUUGUGGAGAAACAUGGAGAAGUGUGUCCAGCAAACUGGCAGCCUGAUUCUCCAACCAUCAAGCCCUCCCCAGCAGAUUCCAAGGAGUACUUUGAGAAAGUUAAUUAAAUGAAGCAAUUGAUCUCACUGCCAGAGAGUAUUAUCUACUCAAGUUGUAUCCCAUUCGAAUCUAAAUCCGAAUUUAUUUCAGUUAUAGAAAUAUGGCUUUUCUACAGUUCAGAGGGUAUACACGACUUGUGAAAGAACUGUGUUGUUUGUUGUGGUAUUUAUCUACUGUUUAUUGUAAGACCAUGUUUGUGUUUAUGUUUAUGAUCCAGUUUAUUUGGUAUUUUUGCCACUUAUCGCUGGCCACAUUUCUAGCUGUUUACCUGAGUAUUUACACUACAUAUAGUGCAGUAAUGACAGAGCAAGUGUAGCGUAUUCACAGAACUGGUCAUUUUGGUAGUGUUCAGUGGGCAUGGAGAAAUGUUUUUAUGUAAUCUUGCCUAUUUUAUGCUCAGGAGCAAACUAAUGUAGUUCAUAAGUUGCUGUUUAUAAUCAAAAUGUUUUUACAAUACUCAAAACAAGUUAAUGAAUGUCCUCAUUUGGUAGGUUGUGUUUUAAUAUUCAAUAGCCAUUAAACCGUUACGUAGUCAUGUGAAAUAGUGGAUGGUAACUUGUUUUGAGUAAUGUGUGUAAAACUUAUAUACAGAUGAUGUCUAGAAUGAGGACUAUUGUUAUGGAUAUACAACUUCUUUAUUCUGUAUAGGCGAUAUUUCGACCUAGAUUCUAAUGUCGUGGUCAAGCAAGUGGUGAAAGAAGUUGUAUAUCCAUUAAAAUAUAUCCUCAUUCUUCAUCUACCCAACUUCUAGAAUGCCAAUCAAAGAAGAUGAUGUCUAGUUAUAUGUCGUGAAAUGUCAUAGUUUCUAUUUACAGUCAAAAUGCUUUUACAUAGUUUACUGUGUCGAUGGUACUCGGGAGUAGAAUCAUGCCAAUAUGUCUAGUCAGACAGUAAACAUCAGGGUGCUGUUGUACAAAACAACCUUAGCGCUAAGGCUACCUUAAGUCUAUGUUAAGGUAUGGGAGUUUCAGUCACCUUAGCGAUAAGAUCGUUUUGUACAACGGCACCCAGAUCUACUUUAUCAAAUCCAACCAUGUUGAUAUGCACUUGAGCCGUGUUCGAGGCUUGGAGUUGUAUGUAUUAGAGUGAACUAGUCAGAUGUUGCAUGUCGACCAUGAAUAUCCAUAUAUUGUACUUGCAUUUACUCUUCAGGGUUUUUACGCCAAUAUUUCCAUGCCAGAUAUUCUUAUUUGGAAUAACUAUUCAGGAUCUUAAGUGCAUUUCCAUAUCAGAUAUUCUUAUUUGCAUUUACUUUUCAGGGUUUUGAUUUACAUUGUAUUUAUGGAUCCAUGUAUGUUUACAACAACUGGUAUCAAUGAUUGAUGUGCUAUGUAACUGGGGGGUUCAGUUAGCCCAGUUAGGCACCGAAGCACAGAGUUGUGUCCCUAUCCCAUGCAAAUUCUGAUAUCAUGGGUUCAAAUAGCAUUUAUUUAUUUAUUAUCAGAAUAUUACCUCAACAUAUCAGAAAAGCCUUGUUAUGUCUUUGUGCUCUGGAACGUCAC